AUGGAGGCAAUUCAAACCCAUCCCACCAGCGCUGCGCAGGCCAAGGCUUUCACCGCACCUGGAUCUCUCUCCUUCCCUGGUGGCGCCCACGAGCUUCCUCCUGCCCCUGUUGUCAACGGCGAUAAGGCGCCAGUCAAUGGACAGGCGCCCGUCGCAAACGGCCAGCAGGGCGCAAACGGUACCGGGGUGACUCCCGCGACACCCGCUGCGACGCCCGCCGCCACACAAGGUGGCAGCGGCUUGACUCCUACGUUGCAGAAUAUCGUUGCCACGGUCAACCUCGAUUGCCGCUUGGACCUCAAGACGAUUGCCCUGCACGCGAGAAACGCAGAGUACAACCCCAAGCGUUUCGCUGCUGUCAUCAUGCGUAUUCGCGAGCCCAAGACCACGGCUCUGAUCUUCGCCUCUGGCAAGAUGGUUGUCACUGGUGCUAAGUCCGAGGAUGACUCGAAGCUUGCCUCGCGAAAGUACGCCCGUAUCAUUCAGAAAUUGGGAUUCAACGCCAAGUUCACGGACUUCAAGAUCCAGAACAUUGUCGGCUCCUGCGACAUCAAAUUCCCCAUCCGCUUGGAGGGGCUGGCCUCGCGCCAUCACAACUUCAGCUCCUAUGAGCCCGAGCUGUUCCCUGGUCUUAUCUACCGCAUGAUCAAGCCGAAGAUUGUGCUUCUCAUCUUCGUCAGUGGCAAGAUCGUCCUCACCGGUGCCAAGGUUCGCGAGGAGAUUUACCAAGCCUUCGAGAUGAUCUACCCUGUGCUUCAGGAUUUCCGCAAAGUAUAA
Colletotrichum higginsianum IMI 349063 is the source of this 777-nucleotide messenger RNA. Its product is annotated as TATA-box-binding protein. The coding region runs from base 1 to 777 and encodes 258 amino acids. Gene Ontology annotation, molecular function: DNA binding; RNA polymerase II general transcription initiation factor activity. The transcript is spliced from 4 exons. The record is from RefSeq and is a predicted model, not a curated record. Gene Ontology annotation, biological process: DNA-templated transcription initiation. Lineage: Eukaryota; Fungi; Ascomycota; Sordariomycetes; Glomerellales; Glomerellaceae.